Messenger RNA from Heterocephalus glaber (naked mole-rat), 1816 nucleotides. The record is from RefSeq and is a predicted model, not a curated record. Lineage: Eukaryota; Metazoa; Chordata; Mammalia; Rodentia; Bathyergidae.
GAACAAGAGAGGGACUCCUGGGCCACCAAAAUGGUGGUGGUAGUGGUGGUGUGGAGCUGUCGCUGGAUUGGUGGUGGCGACGAUUGCUGAGAGAGGAGUUGGAGGGAAUGAUUAGUUGGAAAAAUCCAUAGAGCUUUUUGGCCUUGUGAGCAUGGAUGUGUGAGGUUGAAGAUGGCCGUUAAUUAAACUUAUAAGCAGAAUUGAGAGGCGCUGUUCGAGGCUAGUCUGGUGUGAAGGGAAGUCAGAGCUGGACAUGUCAUUUUGGGAAUGAGUGGCACAAGCCAUAAGUAGUGUUUAAAGCCCCAGACUUGAGCAGCUGUCCGAGCAAAUGAAAAAAGCCAUGGAAGAAGCCCUGCAACUGUGACCUAUGGGCUUGUAACAUUCGGGGCAUGAAAAGAAGGAGACCAAUGAAGACGAAGAAGGAGCAGUGAGGGAGGAGGAAAAGCCAGGUUUCCUAGAAGCCAAGUGAAGAGAAACAUCAGCACUGGGAUGGCCAUAGCCGGAAUAAUGUUAUUUCUAAGAAGUGUUCGACUGACAUCAAAAUUUAUAAGAUCUUCAGAUAUUCCAGCAGAAUUUAUAAGAAAGAAUGUUAAAUUACGAGGACGAUUACACCGGAUAACUGAGAAUGGUUUAGAAAUUGAACAUAUUCCCAUCACUUUACCUAUUAUAUCUUCAUGGAGAAAAGAGCCAUGUGGUGUUUUGCUGGUUAAGUUGGCUGGAGUAGAGCUCACUGAAGCUGGAAAGGUAUGGAUACAAAAAGAGCUCAAACCUUCCCAAGUACUAUGGUUCCAACUUCUUGGAAAGGAGAAUUCAGUGCUCUUUUGCUACCUUUUAGUGAAUAAGGGUGGAUAUUUUAGCGUGAAUCUGAAUGAAGAAAUCUUGCGAAGAGGCCUGGGCAAAACUGUUCUUGUUAAAGGGCUGAAUUAUAAUUCCAAAACUUACUGGACAAUUCACAGAAAAUUACUUAAAGCUGAAUUAACGGCUAUAAAAAAAGGAGACGGAAUAUGGAAGGAAGAAUCUGAAAAAGAAAGUUAUUUGAAAAAAUUCAAAGACUCCUGGAAAGAAAUAUGGAAAAAAGAAAGUUAUUUAAAAGCAACUGGAUCAGAUUUCAACUUGAAAAAAGGAAGUUAUUACGACAAAUUGAGAACUUAUGAAAUGUGGAAAGACAACAUGAGUAACUACUCCUUAAUACUGAAAUUCAGAGAAUUUAUGAGUUGCUUACAUUUUCGUAGGAAAGAGUGAUAUAUCCAAGAGAUCUAGAGGUGACUUCUCUGAAGAGUAAAAUACGUAAACAUAAAAACAUUUUUCACUGAGCCUGCAUGGAAAUUUCCACAAAUGAUCAAAGUUGAAUUCUAAUGGUAUUUAAACAUUAAAAAGAUUAUGUGUGUAAUACCAGAAGUAAUUUAAAUAAAUAAGUAAAGGUUGAUGUAAUAUGCUUUUAGGAACAAUGAAGUACUACAAAAAGUUACCAGAACUAGACUGGGUAGCCUGUAAUCCAAGCACUCUGGGAGGCUGAGGCAGGAGGAGCAAAGUUAGAUCCCAGCCUGGGCAAUUUAGAGAUUUAGUGAGACAUCUCAAAAUUUUAAAAAGGACUGGGAAUGUAGCUUAGUGUGAAGGCCCUAGGUUCAGUCCUCAGUUCUGCCCCCUCCCAUUAUCAGGCUGUAUAUAUGUUGUCAUACCAUUGUUUGAAGAGAAAAAUCCAAGCAUUGGCCAUUGUGUUAUGUUGAGCAGCUGUAUUUAAUUUUUGUUCAAAGAAAACUUUUCCAUCUUUAUCUACUUUCAUUAUUUAUAUAAUAAAGGACUUAUUUAUACUUUA